UGCAGUGCAAAACUUUGUAUUGAAGGCAAUAUGGCUCGAGAUCGAGGCCUCCGAUUCGUAACCCUCAUAUCCAUAGUUUUUUGUAUUUCGAUCAUCGACACUGGUCGAGUGGAGGCGAGAGGAGCUUGCCACUAUUUCAGUGUAGUAGCGCGAAACUGGACCGGUGCAUUAAACAUAUGCAUGGGAAUGAGCAUGUGCCUGGCAGACUUUGAUACACCCAAACACUUUGAAAUUCUGAACUCCCUCAGUGUAAGUCACUCGGAGUACUGGUUUGGCUUGAACAAACAUUUCCAGCCGAAAUGGUCAUACGUGACAAAUAAGUUCAAGAAGCCCUCCUUGCCAGCCGCACAUAAUUUGAACGCAGACCAUCACUGUGGCCUUGUCAAGGCUGGGAGAGAGAAAACCUUCACUGUCCGCUCUGACGACUGUGGGGAAACGAAGAUGUUUGUCUGCGCGGAAUCUGUGUUCUGCAAGCAGAAGCGAGAGUUCAGCAGAUAUUCGAGUGGCUACAAUUCGUUGCCGAUGCCUGAACCACGACGGCACGGCACUGGCUGCGGUAGAUAAACCAGAUCUAGUUUCUAGUACACAUGUAGACAGCAAUUCGUAAUUCGCGGGAUAUCAAUAAACAAAAUGCAUGAAGCGGUUACAUUUCUAA
Drosophila obscura is the source of this 655-nucleotide messenger RNA. RefSeq lists its product as uncharacterized. Lineage: Eukaryota; Metazoa; Arthropoda; Insecta; Diptera; Drosophilidae. The transcript has 2 exons. Bases 31 to 564 code for a protein of 177 amino acids. The record is from RefSeq and is a predicted model, not a curated record.